This is a messenger RNA of Amoebophrya sp. A120, 4789 nucleotides long. The record is from the annotation of a GenBank genome assembly. NCBI's taxonomy places the organism in Eukaryota, Dinophyceae, Syndiniales, Amoebophryaceae.
GUUCGGAUUCUGUCUCGACUGGACGCUUUUUCCGCGGGUGGUCGUAACGCAAGUCGAUCCCUUCCGCCCGGAUGGGGUGACGCCCUCCCGAGCAAAGCGCGGCGGCCUUGAGGUCGGCGAUUUUCUUCUCUUCGUCGCGUCACAGUCAGACCGCAUCACUAUGGUCGCGACGUGGAAGGGCGACAGUCCGGAAGACGCGAUCCUGAACCGGAUCAAGGAGCGCAUCGCGGCGAAGAAACCGCAGGUCUCGUCUUUUGGGUUCCUGCGCUCGAACUUUGCGGAACGGUAUGUUCAAAUCUUCAUUCCGAAGAACACGCCCGCAUUGAUAACGGUCGACGGCAAAUCGGGGAGCAUCACGCAGCCGCCCGACUCGGAGCUGACUCGGCGUGGAGUGGUCGUCGGAGACGUGGUGGCUGCCGUCAACGACGUGCUCACCGUAGAGAGCGACGACCCGUCUCGCAUCGGACGCCGACUCGGCGACUCUUCCGCUGACCGCCACGUGUUGGUGUUUCGGCCGGACGGGAGCUCCGCAGCGAGUAAGACCUUCACCAAAGCGUCACGCGACGAGGAUUUCGUUGUGCGCGACUUGCCGAAGGCAUGGCGAGAGAAGUCGAGCCAGGGUUACGCGGAUAGCGAAAAGCUGUACGCGAAACAAACACAGGAGAGCGGCGCUGGCGCAACUACAUCUACACCGCAGAAGUCCCUUGAAGGAUCAACAACAUCUCCAGCCAUUGUGACUGCACCACCAGCACCAGGAGGACCUCCAGCUCCUGCGGAGGAUAAGCAGAAGACGCCGGGACCGUACCUGCGGUCGAUGCUGGCGAUGGUGAAAGACCCGAAACAGGCCGGUAUCACCGGAUGGUCGCAGGGAACGAUUGACACUGCAGUUCUGGACAACAGCCAAAUGAGCAGCGUCGAGCGCUUUCACAAACUUUUCGGUUUCGACCUCGACUGGGCGGAAUUCCCGCUUGUGCGGUGCAGUUCCAUCUCCUCCGAUCCUGCCUCGCGCGCGCAGCGGGCGAAAAUUGCCGUCGGCGACUUACUCCUCGUCUGCGGCGGAUCUACAGACCGCGUUACGCUCUCCGCCACGUGGGGCGGCACGACCAAUGAUCUCGAGUCCGCGAUUCUGGCCCGCAUUCAGGAGCGGAUCAAAGAGAAGAAACCACAGGUGGCAACCUUCAUUUUUCUCACGGCUGCGAGCCUCGGUAAUUACGUCCAAUUGACUUUGCCGGUGAAGAAAAGCAGCGUCGAGGAUGAUAUCGGCGUGGAAGCUUGGGACCACGAUGCGACGAGAGUGCGAAUCGGAAAAUUGACGGCCAGCUCCUCCACAUGGGCGAGACGCCACGACCUCGCGGUCGGGGACGAGAUAAUCGUCAGCAACGACCUGGUUGUGGAAACGGAUACUGCUGCUUUCAUCCGCCGCGUCGGCCGACGGGACCAGGAACAAAGACUUUUGGUGCGCAGGCCCAGCGGUCCGUUCUCGUCGGUGACCCGCGCAUCGGAAGAUUUCUUGACCCGCCCGCUACCAGACAAGUGGAAAGUCGCACUUGCUACGCGUCCGCAAGUCGCCCGCGCGUCCUCUUCAUCGCCCCCGGUUGUUGUACCCGAGAAAAGAGUCGUUGUCGCAACGCCGACUAUCAAAGAAUCGCAGGCACCAGCGGGACGACAAGCUGCAGAGCCAAGAGCAGAAACUCCAGCACCAUCACCACCGCACCAACCAAAGCCGGAAAUAGUCUCGGCUCCUGUGACUAUAACAGCCACAAGUCCGCAGCCUGGAGCUGCACCAACGCCGCAGAUGGAACAAGAUAGCACGGUGGCGGGAAAGAAAAAGAAAAAAGGUAUAAAAACCAAAUCCGAGGAAGUAACCGAGGGCAUGCCUAGUCUCUACACAAAACGCCAGGAACAGGGAAGGUUUUUAUGGCAUCUUCUUGCGGAUAGCAAGCGCCUUCAAGAGUUGGGCUUUUACACGUUUUCCAUCCCGACACUCCCUGAAGUGUUGAAUGCAACGGUCGCUUCGCCGAGUAAAAGCGAUGGCCGUCUGCGAUUUGUCCGGACAUUUGGGUUCGACCUGGAUUGGUUAAAUUUCCCCGUGGUCCGGGUGUCUUCGGUCCAACUUCGCACUCCCCGAAGCCGGGAUCCGAGCUUCGCCACCAAACACAAAGUGAAAGUUGGCGACUACCUGAUUUGCUGUGUCACGCUCCGAGACCGCGUCACGCUGCUUGCCACCUGGCGAGGAAAAGAUCCGUUCGAUGCAAUUCUCGGCCGCGUCGCGGCCCGGCAGAAGGAACGGAAGGACCCCGUUUGCAGCUUCUUGUUCCUGUCUGGCGAAAUGCGCAAAAACUUUUUGCAGUUGGUGGCGACCAGCGUCGGCGACUUUCGUGGUGACCUCGGGUUUCAGGUGGUGGACGGAACGGGUGCGGUCGGGGGACUAGCCGGCGUUUCGACCGUUGAGCACACCACUCGCACUGGCGUGGGAACCGUGAUAAAGACGGAAUCGAUGCAAACCGUCUCGUUUUCGUCGACGUUUCAGUUGCAGCAGAAGGACGAGGUCUUUGUCGCGGUGGGCGGCACAACGGAGCUUUUGGUCGAAAAGGACUGGCGCAAGAUGAAGACCUUGCUCUCGAAAGACGGCCCGCGGCCGUUGUACCUUCUGCUUCGGAGGAAGGCGGGGUUUCCGGAAGAGGAACUUGUCGCCGUCGAUGCUGACAUCAGCCGGGCACUGCCGCAGCAGUGGGCUGUAGCGCUUAGCGCACAGCCUCCGCAUCUCGUGCAGCGCGACUACAAGAUUCUUGCAGAUGGGGAUCCCUCGAUGAAUAAAGCACCGGCUGAAAAAAACGCUUCUGGUGCAGACGAUGGGCAGAAGAAGGCGCGCCUAGCGCUGGCUCCUGCGCGGCCGCCGUUUCUGCUUCAUCUCCUCGACAAGACCGCGUUGGACGAUCGGCGCGCACAAAUGCAGCUCGGUCUUCUCACCCUCCGCCUCGACACUCCCCUCCGCGAACUGGCCCAGAUCACCGGCGGCAACUUGUCGGGCCGCGACAAACUCCUCAAAACUUUCGGGCUCGAGUUGGACUGGGCCGCGUUUCCGCGCGUAACGAUCGACCGUGUGGAGCCGGCAUCGGCGGCCGAGCGCGCAGGAACGAAGCCGGGCGACGUGCUCGUCGCGCUUUGCGGAGCUGCGGUGCCGACCAUGGCCAGCUGGCCCGGCGAGGACCCAGACGACGCGGUGUAUCACAAACUGAUCGCGACGAACACGGUCCGGCGCGCGUUGUCCUUCGUGCAGGAAAACUACGUUACCUCCUACUGGGCCGUGCAAAUCCUCGGACACGGUGCGCUGGCCUGCGAGAACGACGUGCGUGCGGUGCUCGACACGCGGGGCGUCAUCCGCGCAGUGCCGGCCGCGAGUUGGGCGGAGCGAGAGGGUCUGCAGGUCGACGACAAGAUUAUCGUCAUCGCGGAUCAGCUGAUCGAAACCGGACCAACGGUGCAAAACACCGACGCAGUGAGUGUUUUCAUCGACAAGUGCAUGUUUCGGGAUGUCGUGGGGAAGCAGGCCAGUAGCGAAGUAGUAGUAGCUUCUGGAGGAGGUGCAAGUAAUACGCAAAUGGAAAUGCACGCGCCCGCGGUUGCAUUGCUGAUUCGCAGGAAGUCUGCGGUCGGGACAGUAGAGUUGACGAAAACGUUGUUUCCCCCGACGACGUUGCCAUUAGUGUGGAUGGACAAACUAGCUGCGCGCAAAGCCACAAAGAGUGACAGCCCGGCCCGGCUGGAGGUGCUACAGGCGGCGUACUCGGCAGCAGGCGACAGACAGAAAGCGACCAAACAAGAUGAAACGGAAGUGGGCUUGUCAGCCGACGAAGUGCCGGAGGUCGUGACAUUUUCAUCGGCAGACGGUGGAGACGGUGAGAGGGUAGCACAGCGGUGGGAGCAGCAAGUCGACAGAGAGGAGAUGGAAAAGAUGAACCGACUAGUGCUCGGCACUCAGCUGCGACCAAGAAACGAAGAUGCUGUGGCUGUCACGCGGGCGCGCGGCGACGGCGGCGCGAGCGGGCUGAAGGCCAGCGCUUCAUCACCCGCAGCAUCGCCGAAACGCGCUGCACGGUUGCUGGGAAGCAGCUCGGCCGCGAAGAAGGAAAGCGACAAGCGGGUGCUGGAUCAGGCACAGCACGCUUUUGAGCUACAACCUGUUGGCUCUCGUAUUGCGAUGGAGCAGUUUGGCGUCGCAAGCGGCGAACGGACUUCGGGAAAGCGCGGCUUUCCGUCAGACCCCGAAGCGGACACCCUGUCCCGUGUGCAGCUGGACCGACUGGCCAAAGAAGCUGCGGUUUUCGCGACGGACUCCUUGCACGACAAACAUGCCAAGAUCGCGCCGCAUCAGGGGCGUGCGCGACGCGACGAAGCGUUGUUUUCCCCGGGGAAAAGAGCGCGGAGAUCUGGUCCGCCAGUGCAGCUCCGGCUCUUCCAGGAACGCAACAAAGCCGGACGCACGUGGAACCAAGAGGCAGCCCGGUGUCCCACACUGCUAAAGGAAAUGUGGAAGAGAACUUACAUUUCUGCCAAAACGGGUAGAAGCGAUCGCAUGUUGCGGCCGGUGGUCAAUUGAAGCUGAAAUACAAAGAGCAAUGCAGUAGCCACCGAAGACAGAGAAGUCGUCUGUGGAUGAUUUUUGCCAUAAGGAUAAGUUAAUUCACAUGAUGUUCAGCAGCUUCAGGAGGACGAGGACUAGGACAGGGAGAAAGACUUGAACUUGAAUCAAUACGAACCGCAACCCGUUGGGAUUAUGUAUCCGAAU